AUGCGAAAAAGAAUGCAGGGCAAGGCAAAAGCUGCAGGGGGGAUAUGUGUACACCCCUGUAUCUCCACAACCAAUCAAAACCCACAUAUUUCGCAUCCCUUCUCCUCGCGCCAGAGAAUCCCGCACGCGACGUCGCAGGAUUCAGUGGCGUUUUAA
This is a messenger RNA of Plenodomus lingam JN3, 156 nucleotides long. NCBI's taxonomy places the organism in Eukaryota, Fungi, Ascomycota, Dothideomycetes, Pleosporales, Leptosphaeriaceae. The record is from RefSeq and is a predicted model, not a curated record.